CCAUCUCAUCAUUCCUUAAUUAAUUCUGUAAAACAAAGUUAAGUAAAAGAAAGAAGAAAAAAAAAUGGUGCCUUCAGGUCAAUCAUAUGCAGCAAUGAUCUCCCCACAAUCGUCGGCGGUGGCGGCGAUAACGCAGCGGUCUCCAUGGCACUCGCCGGUUCCAUACUUAUUCGGCGGCCUGGCGGCGAUGCUUGGACUGAUCGCUUUUGCCCUGCUGAUUUUGGCAUGUUCUUACUGGAAACUGUCUGGAUAUCUAGAAGACAGGGAGAAUUCAGGGGAGCGUGAUCUUGAAAUGGGUGAGGAGAAAAGUGAUGAGAAACAGAAGAUUCCGGUUGAAUAUGAAGAGAAGGUUUUAGUUAUAAUGGCUGGACAGUUGAAGCCGAGUUGUUUGGCGACACCAGUUCCGAGUAGAGCUUCGUCUUUUGGAAGCAAUGUGUCGUCGUCUUCGUCGGUGGGUUGUACUGAGAAAUCGGAUGGAUCGGUUUCUUCGUCGGAGAAGGAGGAUGAAGAGGAGGAGGAAGAGAGGAAAGUGGGUGAAGAUAUUAAUGGCGUCGCUUUGUCGUGAAUUUAAUGCUCUGUUUUUACAUGUCGAUCGAAUUGCAUGUUGGAUUGGAGGAAGGGGAAGAAGGAAGGAUUAGAUGAGAAAUUACUGCUGUAAAUAUUUUUUGGAGGAUGAAAUUGGGGGUUAAUUAAUGAGAAUCAAAUUAUCACUUUUUUUCCUCUUUCUCAA
Impatiens glandulifera is the source of this 730-nucleotide messenger RNA. Its product is annotated as protein GLUTAMINE DUMPER 3-like. Bases 65 to 565 code for a protein of 166 amino acids. The record is from RefSeq and is a predicted model, not a curated record. The transcript has a single exon. Gene Ontology annotation, biological process: regulation of amino acid export. Lineage: Eukaryota; Viridiplantae; Streptophyta; Magnoliopsida; Ericales; Balsaminaceae.